AUGGGCUCGACCGGAGAGAAGGAGAAGGAAACCAUGGAACGUGCGUGGAAUCAGGCGUCGGGAAACCUCGUUUGGCCGAUGUUAUCUCGCACCAACUAUCAAGAGUGGUCCGCUCAUGUCCAAUGUAACCUCGAAGCGAUGUAUCUAUGGGACGCGAUCGAGAGUGACAAGGUCGAGCGGCGACAUGAUCGACUUGCGCUCGGCGCCAUGAUUCGUGGCGUGCCCGGCGAGAUGCACUCUAUGUUGCUGAACAAGAAAUCGGCGAAGGAGGCAUGGGAAGCUAUGAAAUCGAUGCAUCUGGGGGCAGAAAUCGUGAAAGAGGUGAAUGCGCAGAAGUUACUUGCGGAAUUUGAAUCAAUCUCGUUCAAGACGGGAGAAUCAAUUGAUGACUUCGCAGUUCGGAUCGGCAAGCUGGCUACCGAUCUGAAGGGCCUUGGUGAUGAAAGCGUGGAUGAUACAAGAGUGGUGAAGAAGUUCCUGAGAGUUGUUCCCCCACGCUACAAUCAAGUAGCGGUCACGAUCGAGAUGUUCUGCGACUUGAAGACUUUGUCUGUCGAAGAACUCGUCGGUCGGCUCAGGGCGGCUGAAGACCGAUUCGAGCCUACGCCAGAUCACGUCACCGAUAAGGCGAAGCCCUCUCUUCUCCUCACGGAGGAGGAGUGGAUGGCGAAAAACAGGAGUCGCAUGAUUCACACCGACUCGUCCUCAUCUGGAGGUAAGGGCAGUGGAAAUUAUGCGAAGAAGGACAAACAAGGAGUGCACGGCGGCGGCGGGAAGCAUGAUCGCGAGAGGCGUGACUCAGGUUGUCAUCCUUCGACGGGGACACCGCGUCGGAAGGGAAGAUGCAAGAAGUGUGGCGUGUUUGGCCACUGGGCAAGGGAGUGCCUGAACAAGAAAUCCGGGAAGGAAGACCAUGAUGAUGCUGCUCACCAUGUCAGUGGUGACACAGACAAGAACCCAGCACUCCUGGUGGCCCAGGUGUGUGACAUCGUGCACACUACAAGGACAGGCGGCCAAGGCCUGUUCCUGAACCAGGAACGUGUGUUCUUGGCCAAGUACGAUGAGGGCGCUUGGGUUCAGUGGGACGACACAGUAGCCGGUCCGACAACAGGGCUCGCGGAGCCUAAAUUUUCUGAACCUGAACCUGAUACCGGUGAUCCUGGACCGCCUGCUGUGUCAGCAUCAAUUCCACAGUAUGGGGGUGGAUCAAACUCACCUCCACACACUCCCAACUUCAACUCAAUCCCAGGAGUGCCGAUGACCCAAUGGGCAACACCGCCCACCGGGCAGUCUGCAGAUUCAGAAGGUGCCCCACUACGUUACCGUAUAAUCCCAAAUUUGCUUGAUACUACUGAAGAAGUGCAGGAUUUUGAGUAUAGUGGUCUUUGUCUUGUUGCGGCUGAGGAACCAAGAUCAGUCCAAGAGGCAUUAACCGAGCAGAGUCGCAUGAUUCAUACCGACUCAUCCUCAUCUGGAGGUAAGGGCAGUGGAAAUUAUGCAAAGAAGGACAAACAAGGAGUGCACGGCGGCGGCGGGAAGCAUGAUCGCGAGAGGCGUGACUCAGGUUGUCAUCCUUCGAUGGGGACACCGCGUCGGAAGGGAAGAUGCAAGAAGUGUGGCGUGUUUGGCCACUGGGCAAGGGAGUGCCUGAACAAGAAAUCCGGGAAGGAAGACCAUGAUGAUGCCGCUCACCAUGUCAGUGGUGACACAGACAAGAACCCGGCGCUCCUGGUGGCCCAGGUGUGCGACAUCGUGCACACUACAAGGACAGGUGGCCAAGGCCUGUUCCUGAACCAGGAACGUGUGUUCUCGGCCAAGUAUGAUGAGGGCGCUUGGGUGUUGGACACAGGCGCAACAAAUCAUAUGACAGGUUGCCGAUCCUCGUUGGCAGACUUAGAUGAAUCGAUGCGCGGCGCGAUGAAAUUUGGCGAUGGCUCCACCGUAGAAAUCUACGGUGUUGGUGCAGUGACAAUGGCCGGCAAGAAGAGCAUGGUGUUUGUUGCUGAUAAAGUUGCAUAUGCACUCACCCAAGGUCUCAAGGUUCAUGAUGGUCUGAGAAAGUGGCUCCACUCCAAUGUUAGCCCAGCAGUUGAUGAAUCGACCAGGAUAAUUUAUGGAGGGUCUGUUAAUGGAGCUAACUGCAAAGAACUUGCAGCUCAACCAGAUGUUGAUGGGUUCCUUGUUGGUGGAGCCUCAUUGAAGCCUGAGUUCGUGGACAUCAUCAAGUCUGCCACUGUCAAAUCUUCAUCUGCCUAG
This is a messenger RNA of Miscanthus lutarioriparius, 2256 nucleotides long. The record is from the annotation of a GenBank genome assembly. NCBI's taxonomy places the organism in Eukaryota, Viridiplantae, Streptophyta, Magnoliopsida, Poales, Poaceae.